Sinocyclocheilus rhinocerous is the source of this 715-nucleotide messenger RNA. Its product is annotated as mediator of RNA polymerase II transcription subunit 6-like. Gene Ontology annotation, molecular function: transcription coregulator activity. Lineage: Eukaryota; Metazoa; Chordata; Actinopteri; Cypriniformes; Cyprinidae. Gene Ontology annotation, biological process: regulation of transcription by RNA polymerase II. The record is from RefSeq and is a predicted model, not a curated record. The transcript is spliced from 4 exons. Bases 102 to 464 code for a protein of 120 amino acids. Gene Ontology annotation, cellular component: mediator complex.
CUAACUCCUACUUCUAUCAGUAUGAACAUUAAUAUUUUGUUUGUUUUGAUGUGAUCUAGCUCUCAGCGGUUCAUGGGAUUCAGUCUGCGUUUGAUGAGGCGAUGUCUUUCUGCAGAUACCACCCAUCCAAAGGGUACUGGUGGCACUUUAAAGAGCAGGAGGAGAGAGAAAGGGUAAAGCCUAAAUCUAAGCGGAAAGAGGAGCCGAGUUCUUUGUUCCAAAGGCAGAGAGUUGACACGCUGCUACUGGACCUGCGCAAUAAAUUUCCCCCAACUUUCUAUCAGUCCAAACCAGGAGAGAAGCCUGUCCCAGUGGAGGUAAAGAAAGAACCUGAAGUGCCAGUUGAGACAGUGAAGCCUCCAGAAGAGCGAGAAACAAAGCCUGCGGCCCCUCAAACAAAGCCUGCGGCCCCCCAAACUACACCCAACAAACCACCACCUGAGAAACGUGCACGCCUACAGUGACACACAUGCUGGUUAGCCACAAACAACUGUAACGUUGCAGGACUUAUGUGGGCAGUUCUCUGCACCAGCUAACCAAGGGUGGACAUUUACGAUUAUUGUAUAUAAAUGCUUUUUCUUUAUAAUUUAAUACUUUUUGUAAUAAGGAAACUGAAAUGUCUUUAUUUCAUCUUAAUGUCAUUUUCUAUAUUUCUGUAUUACUGAGUUGUAGUAUUAUGCAAUUCUGUCACUCACAGUAAAAAAUACACGUCUUU